GUUUCAAAGAGAGAGAAAGAAAGAUACAGCGACCAAUGCUUCUCUGCGCUUUAAUUUGAACUUAACUUUGUGUGGAGAGAGAGAGAGAGAGAUAGAUAGAUAGCGAGAAGGAGAGCAAACUGUGGUUAAAGAGAGAUUCGAUUAAAGUAUCCGUUUGGAGCUCCGAUUCGAGCUAAUAGGAGAGAAGAACUGCGAUUCGAUUCACUCGGCGAUGAACGGGAGACAGAGAUCUGGCGCAGCAGCGGCGGUGCACCACCAGAGGCAGCUCUCCGAUAACCUUCUCGACAUGUCUUCCUCAAAUGGCAACAGAUGGCUCCAAUCCUCUGGUCUCCCCAACUUCCAGCCACCCGCCAAUGAUUACGGAUACUAUGGUGGUGGACAAGCAGCAACCAGAGGGUAUCAUCAGAAUGCUCCGAGAGGGAACGACUUCUUUGGUGAACCAACUACUCCUCAGUACAGUUCUCGUCAAAGAAAGAACACUACUGAUGAAUCUGAGUUCAGUCCCGGCCUCUUAGAUCUGCAUUCUUUUGAUACUGAGCUUCUCCCCGAGCAGAUUCCGGUCUCUAGCCAAUUAGAUGGUCCCUCAAUGUUCAAUCCUAGUCGAAGCCAAAGCUUUGAGGACUUUGAGGCUUACAACAAGCAGCAGCCUAACCGUAGUCGCGCCUUGGCUGAUAACUUGGCAGCUGAGAAGGAAAGGAUGAAUGCUGUUGCAAAGAUCAAAGUUGUUGUGCGUAAGAGACCACUUAACAAAAAGGAGUCGGCAAAAAACGAGGAAGACAUUGUUGACACACAUUCCAAUUGCUUAACAGUUCAUGAAACCAAACUUAAGGUUGACUUGACAGCCUAUGUUGAAAAGCAUGAAUUUGUGUUUGAUGCCGUUCUAGAUGAGGAAGUAUCAAAUGAUGAGGUUUAUCGUGAGACAGUGGAGCCUGUUGUCCCCUUAAUUUUUCAGCGCAUCAAAGCCACUUGCUUUGCAUAUGGGCAGACAGGUAGUGGUAAAACUUAUACUAUGAAGCCUUUGCCUCUUAAGGCUUCAAGGGAUAUCUUAAGGUUGAUGCACCACACAUACAGAAACCAGGGGUUUCAGUUGUUUGUCAGCUUCUUUGAAAUCUAUGGAGGAAAGCUUUAUGAUCUCCUCAGUGAGAGGAAGAAGCUGUGCAUGAGAGAGGAUGGUAAGCAGCAAGUGUGCAUCGUUGGUCUGCAAGAAUACAGAGUAUCUGAUACAGAUGCGAUAAUGGAGCUUAUUGAGAGAGGAAGUGCAACAAGAAGUACUGGAACCACCGGUGCAAAUGAAGAAUCCUCCCGUUCACAUGCUAUACUUCAGCUCGCUAUUAAAAAAUCAGCAGAGGGAAAUCAGUCAAAGCCCCCUCGACUUGUUGGGAAACUUUCUUUCAUCGAUCUUGCUGGAAGUGAACGUGGUGCAGACACAACUGACAAUGACAAACAGACAAGAUUGGAAGGAGCAGAAAUCAAUAAGAGCUUACUGGCCUUGAAGGAGUGUAUCAGAGCUCUGGAUAAUGAUCAAGGUCACAUCCCUUUUAGAGGCAGUAAGUUGACAGAAGUUCUCAGAGACUCCUUCAUGGGAAAUUCUCGUACUGUAAUGAUAUCUUGCAUAUCUCCAAGCUCUGGAUCAUGUGAGCACACCCUUAACACCUUAAGAUACGCGGACAGGGUUAAGAGUCUCUCAAAGGGAAACGGCUCUAAGAAAGAUGUAUCGUCUUCAACCAUAAACCUAAGGGAGUCAACAAAAAUUCCUCUGUCUUCCGCACUCCCUACUCAAUCUAACUAUGAUGAUGACGUGAAUGAGAUGUGGAAUGAAGAAAACGAUGACUUUGAUGCAUCGGAUUACGAGCAAGAGAAACAAAUGUGGAAGAAAAACGUGAAGCCAGAGCCAUCCUAUAACGUUAUGGCACAGGAGAGAAUCCCGAAACCUAGUAUUCCAGUGAAGUCAAGAGACAUGCCAAGGCCCGAUAUGAAGAAGUCAAACUCCGAUGACAAUCUAAAUGCACUUCUGCUGGAAGAGGAAGACCUUGUGAAUGCUCACCGUAAACAAGUUGAGGAUACCAUGAACAUCGUGAAAGAGGAGAUGAAUCUGCUGGUUGAAGCAGACCAGCCAGGAAACCAGCUAGAUGGUUACAUUUCAAGACUGAACACGAUUCUCUCUCAGAAGGCUGCAGGUAUACUCCAACUGCAGAACCGUCUUGCCCAUUUCCAGAAACGCCUUAGGGAGCACAAUGUAUUGGUAUCUUCCACUGGGUACUGACCCCUCACUUCGAGUAAAUACUGGUCCUUCUUUUAUCGACCUCAUCUCUGGGUAUUGCACUUGUGCCACCCUACUGGCUUGGACUGGAGGUGAGAAGUUUAUCCAUUUACCGCCUUCUGAGAGCUUUACAGGGAAGAGCUAUGGAUGAUCACAGAGCUUUACAUCUGUUCUUGCUGCCGCUUUUUGCAUUCUAUCAUAUUAUUGUACUGGAUUUGUUGCAGAAGAUGAAAUACUAUGUAAUAAUAUUUACUGUUGUGCUAUUAAUGAGCUUGCCUUGUACUAUAUAAUACAACUAGUGGUUUUCCCGCGGGUUGUUGUUUAUUAGAUUGUUGGUUUGUGCAUAUU
Molecule: messenger RNA, 2608 nt
Organism: Brassica oleracea var. oleracea
Lineage: Eukaryota; Viridiplantae; Streptophyta; Magnoliopsida; Brassicales; Brassicaceae
Product: kinesin-13A-like
Exons: 12
Coding region: 212-2263 (683 amino acids)
Biological process (GO): microtubule-based movement
Molecular function (GO): ATP binding; microtubule motor activity; microtubule binding
Source: RefSeq, a predicted model, not a curated record